Messenger RNA from Mercenaria mercenaria, 3602 nucleotides. Its product is annotated as actin, cytoplasmic-like. The record is from RefSeq and is a predicted model, not a curated record. The transcript has 8 exons. Bases 1166 to 2305 code for a protein of 379 amino acids. Lineage: Eukaryota; Metazoa; Mollusca; Bivalvia; Venerida; Veneridae.
UGCUGUAUGUUUUAGCUUACUGCGCCUAAAUAUUGUAAUGCAUUUGAGGUAUUGAUUUAGAUAUUACUGCUGACUGUAAUGUCUAUAAAUAGAAAUAAUGUUUACAUUUCCAGUAUACAUUACACUUUUCAUCACCAGGAUGUUUUGUAAAUAUACAAAAGGUGUUAUUUCCUUAAAAGGGAAUGAAUUUUGGUGAAUGUUUUUUUUUCUUCACAUAAUGCUUUGCAUUUUUUCUAGGCCAAAUCGUAUUGCCACCGUAUAUGUUUGAAUCUUGAGGCGCAAAAACUGAUAACAAAUAAAAAGAGGGAAACAUUUUUUUAAUAAAAGUAUUUCAUUUUUAUAUAUUUUUCCAACAGUAUAUCAGUUCACUAACCGUGCAAGUACUCCUGGAUUCUUUACCUGUUAGUACUCGCUUGCUCUCCGCAACUAUCUUACAACUUCCCCAUAUGAUUUAAGACUGUUGUCUAGUCAUCACGUGGGUAUCGAACCUUUCCACUUGUAGUAAAAAAAAUAAUCUUUUACAAUCGAGCUUGCCGGGCAGACAAAACGGUUCGAAUUCGUGGCACGUACUUUUUCAAAGGUCCAGAAGUUUAGCCGUUAGUCAGCGGUCUUCAUAUUACCCUAAUUAAUUGAGAGAGAAUAUUUGACCUUUUUGAUGCAUUUACUUCCGGUCCCUGCAAAUAUUUCAUUUAAUUAAAUGAACUUUAUAUAUUAUUCUUCAUAUUUGCUAUUUUAAAAAUGGAGAUUUAAUCACGGUUAGAUGAGAAGAAAAAUGGGGCGGGUAAGGUUGUUUGCCGAGAUAUCGUUGCCCUAAAAAACUGACCCGCGUCGUGCAGAUCAGUGAUCAACUUUAAUUAAUUGACGAUUACACAUGAAUCCAACGGAUACCGAGUUAUUUAUUUUGCCCUUACAUAAAUGUGUAUAAAUUAUUUAUAGUCAUGAAUUAUUCAUGACUAAUUUACAGGUACUAUUUACAAUACGAAAUACGGUUGUGAUAGUAAUACAUGUCCAUAUUUGAAGAUUUUUCGUAGAAAUGGAGUAUAUUUUCAUGGAAAAGCACCAUUGGAAUUCUAUGAAUACAGAACGUUGAGAAACUGCCUGACAAAAACCAAAUAUAAAGUAAAACUGAUUGAAGAAAGUCGGAAUUAUCCACUGCUAAUCAACUAUGACGAGUUACACUGAAGACGAAAUUGCCGCCGUCGUGGUAGACAAUGGGUCCGGCAUGUGCAAAGCAGGCUUUGCAGGCGACGACGCCCCAAGAGUCGCUUUUCCGGCGGUUACAGGACGACCCAGAUACGAGAUUGUGAUGGCCGGUAUGGGCGGCAAAUAUUCCUAUGUUGGCGACGAAGCUCAAGCCAAACGAGGCAUUCUAUCUCUACGGUACCCUGUUCAAGGUGGUAUCGUUACAAACUGGGACGAUAUGGAGAAAAUCUGGCACCAUACGUUCUACAAUGAACUCCGUGUUGCUCCAGAGGAACACCCUGUGCUGUUAACAGAGGCUCCAAUGAACCACAAAGUAAACAGGGAAAAGAUGACACAGAUAAUGUUUGAGACCUUCAACACUCCGGCAUGCUAUGUAUCUAUCCAAGCUGUACUAUCCCUCUAUGCAUCCGGGCGAACCACAGGCGUUGUAUUCGACUCAGGCGACGGUGUAUCGCACGUUGUACCUAUCUACGAGGGUUAUGCUCUGCCGCAUGCUAUCAAACGGGCGGACCUUGCUGGAAGAGCUCUUAACAACUAUAUGUGUAAAGUUCUUUAUGAACGUGGCUAUUACAUCACUAACUCGACUGAAAUGGAGAUUGCCCGGGACAUCAAGGAGAAGCUGGCAUACGUAGCUCUAGAUUUUGAACAGGAAAUGAACACGGCUGUCAACUCUUCGCAGAUUGAAAAGUCAUAUGAGCUUCCGGAUGGGCAACUUAUCACCAUUGGUAACGAAAGGUUCCGGUGUGUGGAGAGUUUGUUUCAGCCAUCUUUCUUGGGUUUGUCUCAGUCAGGUAUAAGUGAACUGGUCUACUAUUCAGUUAUGAUGUCAGACAUUGACAUCAGGAAGGACCUGUAUGCAAACUGUGUCCUCUCAGGUGGCUCCACCAUGUUUCCAGGAUUUGCUGACAGAAUGAAGAAAGAUUUAGACUUCCUUGUACCUAAUACAAUGAAGGUGAAGGUUAUUGCACCACCCGAACGGAAGUACUCAGUGUGGAUUGGGGGCUCGAUUUUAGCGUCAUUGUCAACCUUCUCACAGAUGUGGAUCAGCAAACAAGAAUAUGAUGAGUGCGGACCUUCAAUUGUGCAUAGGAAGUGUUUCUAAAACUAAGAGCAUCUAUAAGCAACAUUCGGAAAGAUAAAAGAUUCUGUGACUGUACAGCGCUGGUAACAGUAAAAACUGAAAGUGGUCAUCCACAUUUAGGCGACAGUUUAUGACAUUUUCCACUUUUCUAUAUUCUGUUAGGAACGUGGUUGGCGUGAGGCGUUACCAACGGCUGUGGUGGUAAUUUGCGCCGCUUGACUAUGGCUAAUCUUUAUUUUUGAUUUAAUUAAUGAUCUUGCCAUAUUCACUCAUGUUUAUGUUUAUGUUUAUAUGUAUAUUUUCACUGUUCUUUAGCCAAAGCCAUAUGUUGUGUCGAGUUUGCUAAAUAAAUGUUGUUGUUGUUGCUAAUCUUUAUUUUUGAAACGUUUUCUUCUUCACUGUAUAUACACUGUGCACUUAAACAUGAUUACAUACUAUUUACACCUAGUUUUAUAACAUAUACGCAGGUUUAGAUCAUUGCCUAUAGGCUGAACAUGAUCGGAAAGGGCUUGUCAUAUGUUUAUAACGGGGAUUUAUUUGAUCAUUUAUUCAUAUUACAUUUAAAAAUGAAAGAAAAAAUAAAUCGUGAAGAAAUUAUCAUUAAUUUCCGAUUUCCAAAUGAAUUACAAACAGAAAAUUAGUCUGUGCAUAAAAAGCCCUGAUUGGAAAGGGCUGAACAUGGUCGGAUAGGAUCUGCCUUAUGUUUAUUAUUUAGAAUUAUUUAAUUAUUUCUUCAUACUUCGUUUAACAAUGAAAGAAGAAAAUAAAUUAUGAAGAAAAUGUUUUUAAAAGAAUUAUAUGAGACAAAAUAUGAGUCAGUGCACUGAUGAAACGCGUUAAUCGGAAAGGGCUAAACUUUACCGGAAAGGGCCUGCAAUGUAUCUGUUAUUGGGAUUUAUUUAAUUCAUUACUCAUAUUCAUUUAAUUGUAAAUGAAGGAAGAAAAUAAAUUAUGAAGAAAGAAAUAUCAAAUUCCUAUUUAUGAAUGAAUAAUAGACAAAACACGAGUCCGUGCAGAAAACGCGCAAGGGCCUGCCAUAUGUCCAUUAUUUAGAAGUAUUUAUUUAUUUCUUCAUACUUCAUUUAACAAUGAAAGAAGAAAAAAUAGAUUAUGAAGAAAAAAAGCCCAUAAUUUUCUAUCUUUAAAGAGUAAUAGACAAAAUAUGAGUUAGUAAAUGAAACGCGCUGAUCAGAAAGGAAUAAACUUUAUCAGAAAAGGCCUGUGCAAUACAUUUGUAUAUUUAUUAUUGGGAUUUAUUUUUAAAAUUAGUUCUUCAUAUUCAUGAAACAAUGAAGGAAGAAAAUAAAUUUUGAUUUUU